AAAAAAAACUUGAUAAAAAAGAUAAAAAUGGACAUCUACAAAACCAAAAAUAGGCACUUUAGGAUAACUAAAAGAUAAAAUUAUGAAAAAGCUUGGUAUGAAUUACUUUUAAGGCAAUUAGAAGUUUGUUUAAAAUUUUACAAACCUCAUUUUGAGCUUGAGUAUUAAUAUUAACCAGAAGCUAGUUAAGAAAACAAAUAAUUUGAGUUUCAGUAAAGAAAAUUUUACUUAAGCUUGAGUGUCUUUGAUAAUUAACAAAACAUUAAAAAGAGACUUAUUGUUUUUGAGAACAGUAUAAUAAGCCAAAAAGCUAUUGACUAUUACAUUUAGCUAUUGAAAUACUUUCCUAGAAAGGAUUUGAUUUAUCAUAUCUACGAUUCCUAUUACUUAGAUAGUAAAAAAACUUUCUAUGUCUUUGAAAUGGAACAUCCUAAAACUAUUAAUUUCUAAAAUUUCAUAGAUUAUUUUGAUGUUGUUCAAGAUACAAUUCAAAAAAUCCAAACGGCAUUCUGUGAUCAACUUAUUAUUUUUGACAGAGUUUAACUAGCUAAAUAAUUUAGAUCAAGUGAUAAAAAUAAAAUAGAUUUAUUUAAUUAAGAAUAUUUAAUUCGAAUUUUUUCAGAUUAAACAUAAAUUGAGACAAGUAUGGAAGAUAUCUAAAAAUAAAUGUAUGCUUAAUUUUAUAAAUAAACACCACUCAGCAUUUGUUUUUUUUAAUUCGAAGACAUUUUUAAAAAUAAAUUAAAUUAAAUAUAUGAUUUGAGUGACUAAGAAGAAGAAAAUACAGAUGAUGAUAAUGAAAAUAUUUAAUAAGAAGAUAUCGCAAAUAACAAUGAUAAUGAUAAUGAUGAGGAUGACACAUCUUAAAAAGUUGAUUCAUAAGAUUUACUAUCUGUAUUUUCCUCUAUAUUUGAUUAAGAUUCUUAGUUGAAUUAUUUUACAAAAAGUGAAGAUGAGAUAGAAUCUUAAGAGGGCAGUUUGAACUCAGCCUAGGAUCUUUAACAUAAUGAAUGCUAAACUUCAAGCGCUAAAUCUUUCCAGCGUUAGAAGUCGAGUUAAAAAGCAGAAUCUCAAACUGAAGAGUUUAGCUCUUUAGCGAAUCAAUCAAGUAAAUAAAAGAAAUUAAAAGGCAAAUAAUCUAAUUAGCAGCUUUAUAAAAAAUCAAAAAACAAAAAAAAUAAUAAACCUAGAAAGAAAAGUUAAUAAGUUCAUGAAUAAAUAUCUUAAGAAUUAAUCUCAGAAAACGAAUCCUCAUCUUAAAGCUAGUAAGAAAAUAAGAGUUGUGAAUCUUAAAGUGAUUUAGAAGAGGAAAUUUCUCAAGUAGAAGAAGAGGAUAUUUCUGAAAUAGAAGAAGAUGAGAUUUCUUAAGUUGAAGAAGAGGAUAAUGACUAAAUCAGUUAAAAUAAUUCAGAAGAUAAAAUAUCGGAACAAUCGAAGCCUUCAGAUGAAGAAUAAGACUCUAUUUUAUCUUCGUUUUGGAAUUUUGAUUAAGAAUUAUUAUAGCAACUAAUAGAUUUUUAAUAAAGUAUUUUCAUUACAAUUAAAAAGGAUAGUCUUGUAACUAAAAUAAAAGAAAUCUAUCCAGAUAUCUUGAAUUACCAUCAAGAGGAUAUAUUCUUUUUACUCCAACAACAUCCCAAGUAUGAUGAUUUCGAAUUACUUUCAUACAAUUCUGAACAAUUUAAGCUCAAGUGCAGGAAAGAUGAUAAUGAUUUCAAAACAUUGUUGGUUAAGAAAUUUAGUUGCUUUUAAAAGAUUUAAGAAGAAGAAAAACUAAUAAAUUAAUUAGCAAAUAUCACAAACAAUUUAAUUUUCACAGAAAUUUUACUUCUAGAAAAAUAUUCCUACCUUUUAGUAGAAUAAAAGUAUUUUUAACCCAACAAUCAGAUUUAUUUGUAUCCAAAUUUUGAAGAUUUAAUUAAAUAGUUAAAAUAUUAAAAUUAAUUAAAAUUUUUAAUAUUUAAAUUAUUUAUCUAAGUAAGCUAUGAAUUAUUUUCUAGAUACAAAAUAAAAAUUACUAACGUAAGUCCUUCCAAAAUUUUCUUUUAUGGUAACCAUAAAACUAUUAAUGGGGAGAAAAAUUUUAGAGUAAUCAUUAAAGAGAUAAGUUAAGAAAGGUUUGAUAAAUAAUACAUAGAUUUAAUCAAAUCUGAUGAAGCAGAAUAGGAAUUAAGCUAAUAUUAUGAAGAUAAUAGCAAAAAAAAUUUAGUAACUUUAAUGAUUUAGUUUAUUAAUAACUUGAAUGACCAAUCUUAAGAGGAUAUAUUCAAUAUUUAUAAUUAGAUUUGUUAACAUAUAAACUUAUUGCUAUAUUUUGAAAACAGUUAUGAUAUGAAGAUUAUUAAUAACAAUAAGUUACAUUAAGAUUUUGUAAUUAAUGAUCGUUAAUAUUCAUAUCAAUAAGAAUAAUUAACUACAUCAUUAGGAAUUGAUCUAGCUCAUUAUAUUGAAUUAACAAAUGAUAUUUUUGACAAAAACUUAAUUAUUUACCACAAUUUCUUUAAAUUAAACGAAUGGAGCUUGCCUUCAGAUUAACAAGAAGAGUUUUAGAAGCAUUUAAAUUUAUUCUAUAGCUAUUUAGAAAAAAUCAAUUAAAAAUAGGAUAACCUACAUGAAAAAACUUUAUAAAAAAACGAUGAUUAGGAAAUAUCAAGUUAGAAAGAGCUAGAUGAAAAUUAAAUUAAGAAAAUAGUAAAUUUAAAUUAAUCUUCUAUUCUUCUUGAAUUAAAGGCUUUAAUCAGUAUCUGCUUUGAGCAUAAUCUCAAAAAAAAGGUCUCUUGUAACAUAGAAAUUACUGAUAAUCAAUUAUUUGAAAAUUAAACGCACUUUACUUCUUAUGAUUAUUAAUAUUAUAAAAUUUCUAACGAUUUAUUAAAACAAAAAUCUUAAGUUGUUAAAAUAGAAUUAAAGAAAUCUCUUUCAAAAGUAGAAAUAAGUUUUGUAAACUUUCAACAAAAAAUAUUUGUCAUGGACCUCACUGAUUCUUAUAGUAAUCUUAAGUAUUACGAGUUAACUAAGGAAAAUUUUAGCCUUGCCAACCUACAAAGACUUAUGAAAAGAAUUUUAUAUUAUGAUGAAAUAUAGAAUAAUGAUAUAAAAUUGAAUUUUAAAUUGCUAUAAAAUUUCGAAAAUUUAUAAAGAUUGGCUUUAAAUUUAAGUGAGGAAAACUUGUAUGAGACUUUAAAGGAUUAUGAAUAAAUAUAGUUAUUUAGGUAGCAUUAAAAAAUACUAUAGAUGAAAUUGUAAGUAAAUUAUCAAACUUAAGGAUUACCAAGGUUAAUAAAACAUAUCAAUUUCAUUAAAGAUUUAAAUACAAUUAUUAUUGAUGAUGAUGAUUUUAAUUUUGAUGAAGAAUAUACAAAAAAGUCGAACAAAUUCAUUAAUUAGCUUAAAAAACUAAAAAGGGUUACUGUUGUUAAAAGCACAGCUGAUUAUUUGAAUGACGAUUCUGUUGAUUCUAUUGAAAAUGAAUGA
Tetrahymena thermophila SB210 is the source of this 3474-nucleotide messenger RNA. RefSeq lists its product as hypothetical. The record is from RefSeq and is a predicted model, not a curated record. The transcript has a single exon. Lineage: Eukaryota; Ciliophora; Oligohymenophorea; Hymenostomatida; Tetrahymenidae.